Messenger RNA from Otolemur garnettii (small-eared galago), 2196 nucleotides. RefSeq names its product transmembrane channel like 7 (gene TMC7). Gene Ontology annotation, cellular component: plasma membrane. The transcript is spliced from 16 exons. Gene Ontology annotation, molecular function: mechanosensitive monoatomic ion channel activity. The coding region runs from base 316 to 2196 and encodes 626 amino acids. NCBI's taxonomy places the organism in Eukaryota, Metazoa, Chordata, Mammalia, Primates, Galagidae. The record is from RefSeq and is a predicted model, not a curated record.
GACAUCUGCUGGGGUCAGAGCACCCAUGACAGCCUCUUCGUGGCGGUGCCCAAGAACCCCUCCCUGGACUCGAGUUGCUUCUCCUCCCCACCUGUGAACUUCCUUCAAGAAUUGCCAAGCUACCGGUCCAUCGCACGCAGGAGGACAAACAUCCUGACCCGGGACAAGCAAAGUAGCAUUCUGCUGAAGCCGACAGACUCUUAUGGCUCCAACCUGGAGGAAGGACUCACUGAUAACCUCAAUAGCCAAUCCAUUCGAAAGUAUGCGCUCAACAUCUCCGAGAAGCGGAGACUAAGGGACAUUCAGGAGACCCAAAUGAAGUAUCUCUCCGAGUGGGAUCAGUGGAAACGGUAUAGCAGCAAGUCUUGGAAGAGAUUCCUGGAGAAGGCUCGCGAGAUGACGACACACCUGGAGCUGUGGCGAAACGACAUUCGCAGCAUAGAAGGGAAAUUUGGCACUGGGAUUCAAUCCUAUUUCUCCUUCUUGCGGUUCUUGGUGUUACUGAAUUUGGUGAUAUUUCUGAUCAUCUUUAUGCUGGUUUUGCUCCCGAUCUUACUUACCAAAUACAAGAUCACCAACAGCAGCUUUGUGCUGAUUCCAUUCAAAGACACAGAUAUACAAUGCACAGAAUAUCCAAUAAGUAGCUCUGGACUCAUUUACUUUUACAGUUAUAUCAUAGACUUGCUUUCUGGAACCGGUUUCUUGGAGGAGACCAGCCUCUUUUAUGGACAUUAUACCAUUGAUGGGGUGAAAUUUCAGAACUUCACCUAUGAUCUUCCCCUGGCUUAUUUGUUAAGUGCAAUUGUCUACCUGGCCCUGAGCCUUAUUUGGAUAGUGAAAAGGUCGGUGGAGGGGUUCAAAAUCAACCUGAUUCGGAGUGAGGAGCACUUCCAGAGUUACUGCAACAAGAUCUUUGCCGGCUGGGACUUCUGCAUCACCAACCGCAGCACUGCGGAUCUGAAGCACAGCAGCUUGAGGUACGAGCUCCGGGCAGAUCUGGAGGAAGAAAGAAUACGGCAGAAAAUAGCAGAAAGGACCUCGGAAGAAACGAUACGCAUUUACUCUCUGAGACUGUUUUUGAACUGUAUUGUUCUGGCUGUUUUAGUGGCGUGCUUUUACGCGAUCUAUAUAGCAACUAUCUUCUCGCAAGAACACAUGAAGAAAGAGAUUGACAAGAUGGUUUUUGGAGAGAACCUCUUGAUACUGUACCUACCGUCUAUUGUGAUCACACUGGCCAAUUUUAUCACCCCAAUCAUUUUCGCCAAGAUCAUCCACUAUGAGGACUAUUCCCCAGGUUUUGAGAUCCGGCUGACAAUCCUUAGGUGUGUCUUUAUGCGGCUGGCCACCAUCUGUGUGCUGGUGUUCACUCUGGGCUCCAAGAUCACGUCCUGUGAGAACAGCACAUGUGAACUCUGUGGCUACAACCAGAAACUCUACCCAUGCUGGGAGACCCAAGUUGGGCAGGAAAUGUACAAGCUGAUGAUCUUCGACUUCAUCAUUAUCUUGGCUGUGACGCUUUUUGUGGAUUUUCCCAGAAAGCUCCUGGUGACCUACUGUUCCUCGUGGAAGCUGAUUCAGUGCUGGGGGCAGCAGGAGUUUGCCAUUCCUGAUAAUGUCCUGGGGAUCGUUUAUGGGCAAACCAUUUGCUGGAUUGGGGCCUUUUUCUCACCUCUUCUUCCUGCUAUUGCAACCUUGAAAUUCAUUAUCAUCUUUUAUGUGAAAGAGCUGAGUCUUCUUUAUACCUGCAGACCCUCCCCCAGGCAGUUCAGAGCGUCCAAUUCUAAUUUCUUCUUCCUGUUGGUAUUGUUGAUCGGGCUGUGUUUGGCAAUAAUACCUCUGACAAUCAGCAUGUCACGCAUCCCGUCCUCUAAGGCCUGUGGACCAUUCACCAACUACAAUACCACCUGGGAGGUCAUCCCCCAGACGGUGAGCACCUUCCCCAGCUCACUGCAAUCCUUGGUCCAUGGCAUCACGUCAGAAGCCUUUGCAGUUCCUUUCUUCAUGAUCAUCUGCCUCGUUAUGUUUUACUUCAUCGCCCUCGCCGGGGCACACAAACGGGUGGUCGUCCAGCUCCGAGAGCAGCUGUCCCUGGAAAGUCGUGAUAAACGCUACCUAAUCCAGAAACUAACAGAAGCCCAAAGGGACAUGAGGAACCAACCAGCAAAGACCGAUGAGGAACCCAUGAGCAUAGACUGA